Molecule: messenger RNA, 2225 nt
Organism: Malaya genurostris
Lineage: Eukaryota; Metazoa; Arthropoda; Insecta; Diptera; Culicidae
Gene: Mon1
Product: protein SAND
Exons: 4
Coding region: 197-1864 (555 amino acids)
Biological process (GO): protein targeting to vacuole; endosome to lysosome transport via multivesicular body sorting pathway
Source: RefSeq, a predicted model, not a curated record
GUAUUUACAUCUUCUAUCAUCGUUCGUUUGAUUAUCGUGCUGAUUUUCUUUUCCUGCAGUCCAGUGGUUUUUAUUUAUUUGUAAUAACAAUCGAGGAUGACCAAUAAUUGCUUUCGCAACUAUAUUUGAUUAGUGACAGAAGGUGUCUCAGGAUCGUAGAAAAGUGCGUAACAAGGAUAAUUGUGGAAAAUUCAGCAUGAGUGAACAGCAGCCCGAUAUGGGCGAUUCAGAUCGCUGUGAGCCCGGAAGCUGUCAAGAAAGUAUGCUUAUUACUACUGAUAUGAUCGAAGAGUUCUCGCAAGAAAUCAGUAUCAGUCUAGUGCAGGAAAAUAUAGAUAAAAAUGGCAUUGACACAACCGCGAAUACGAAACCCGGAGCUGAAGAAAAUGAAUCAACUAAGGGAAGCAUAACGAAGAUUCAGGAUGGACUGCAGGUUGAUAAAGAUGGAAGCGAUGGAACGAUGAGUAAGUCGAGUUCGUUCAGCAGUGCUAAAAGUAGAGAUAUGACUGCAUCAUGUACGAGUCUGGCGGACGAAGGAACAUCGGGGAAUCAAGCCGGUCCUGUUCAGCCCGGCAGCGAUAGUGCCGAAAUAGACGACUAUUUGCAUGAUUCAACGUUUCUAAACAAAAAGAGGCAUGUAUUUAUUCUUAGUUCAGCAGGGAAGCCAAUCUACUCGAUGCAUGGAAAUGAAGACAAAUUAGCGACAUUGUUCGGAGUGAUGCAAGCACUAGUCAGUUUUGUGCAGAGCAACAAUGAUUCAAUUAAGUCGAUCCAUGCGAUGGGUGUUAGGUUUGUAUUUCUGGUGAAAUCGCCUCUGAUACUGGUGGCGAUUUCAAGGACGACGCACAGCGUACAACAAAUUCAGCUGCAGUUGACUGAUGUUUACAAUCAAAUAUUAUCUACACUGACCUUAAGUCACAUGCAGAAAACAUUCGAGAGGCGGAAGAACUUUGACCUGCGCCGAUUGCUGGCCGGAAGUGAACGAUUGAUCGAUCAUUUGCUGGUCAAUGACAAAUGUGAUCACCGACUAGUCUCCAACAAUCCCUUCAGUUUCAUGACGCAUUCGGUGCGGAUUUUACCGUUGCAAUCGAACGUCCGGGAGACCAUCAUAGGAGCUAUUCAAAACAAUUGCGCCAAGAUAAAGAAUCUGGUGUUUGCAGUAUUAAUAGCUAACAACAAACUGAUUGCGCUGGUUCGAAUGAAGAAAUACUUCAUUCAUCCGGCGGAUUUGCGACUGAUUUUCAAUCUAAUAGAAUGCUCGGAAAGUUUCAAAUCCGCUGAAAGCUGGACGCCUAUUUGUUUGCCAAAAUUUGACUCCAGUGGGUUUCUGCAUGCGCAUGUCUCCUAUCUAGCGGAGGACUGCCAGGCCUGUCUGCUGCUUCUGUCCAUCGAGAGAGACGUGUUCUUUGUGCUGUCGGAAGCUAAGAGGAAAAUCACCGAAAAACUGCGCCGCUCCAACUGCUUGGAGGCCAUAAACGAGGCGAUGAACAACAAGGGCAUUAAACUGCAAAGUAUCGGCAUUCCAGAAAUACGACAUUUUAUCUACAAAAGUAAAUCCAACGCUCAGCUACUGUGCUCUGAGCUGACCGUUCCGUAUUCUAGCAUUGAUCAGUUCAAACGUCUCGAAGGCAUGUACUUCGAGCUCCACCAUCGGAUCCAUAAUUCCGAACGACCGGUGAGACUCAUCUACCAGUUGCAGGAAAAGGAAAUCCUUCUGGCUUGGGUCACCCAAGCGUACGAACUGUUUGCGGCCUUCGAACCGGUUGUCCACCGGAACGAUGUGAUCAAUCUGGUGAACAAGCUUCUAAAGUGGAUAAAAAAAGAGGAAAAUAACUUGUUCAUACUGUCGGCACCGACCUUCUAGGAGUGCGCGUCCUUUUUCCCUUCCUUAACGAUGUUUUCGUUUGCGACUCAUCCCGUUACCGGUGCCGAUAGCGAGAUGAUGGGCUGAGUCGUGCUGGGAAAAAGGUGCACUUUUACACAGUGGAAGGAAUAGUUGAUUCUUCUCGGACUGAAGCAAAGGUGAAAAUUGUAUGUAGACAUGCUUUCGUUCGUUUGUUUUUUAAAUCAAAAAAGAAAAUGUAAACCUAAGUACGAAAAUCGACUACUGAUUACAGACCUGCUCUGUUAGUAUAGGAUUCCAAACUUCACUAUAAGUGAAGGAAAAAUAAUGAAAUAGUAAAAUAAUAAAUUGUAAAUAGAUGUUAUCUUGUAAAUUGAAUAUA